Messenger RNA from Cucumis melo (muskmelon), 2218 nucleotides. RefSeq names its product sugar transport protein 10-like. The transcript is spliced from 2 exons. The coding region runs from base 465 to 2009 and encodes 514 amino acids. Gene Ontology annotation, molecular function: monosaccharide transmembrane transporter activity. NCBI's taxonomy places the organism in Eukaryota, Viridiplantae, Streptophyta, Magnoliopsida, Cucurbitales, Cucurbitaceae. The record is from RefSeq and is a predicted model, not a curated record. Gene Ontology annotation, cellular component: membrane. Gene Ontology annotation, biological process: monosaccharide transmembrane transport.
AAUUUCACAGGGAGAAAUAGAGGAUAAAGCUGUUAUCUUUCUAAUUUUCUUUCCUGAGAAAUGACAUAACAAAGGGAUUUACAUUUUUAAUUUUGUAUUAAUUCUUUCUUCUUUUAUCUCAGUGGAUGUAAGGGUCUUCCGUUUCUCUUAUUAUAUAUAUAUAUAUAUAUAUGUAUAUAUAUUAUACUACUACUUACUAGUUCAUAUCUGUGUGUAUAUAUAUAUAUAUGAUAUUCUGUUGCUGAAAGACCCCAAUAUAGUCAUCCAUCCACUGGUGAAAUCUUUUUUAUUCAAAUUCUACCCUUCAAAUUGAGUAUUUUGGAAAGAAUUGAUAUAAAAAGAAAACAUAUUUUAUGAUUAACAGUGCAGAUUAAUAUAUAAUCUGUAAUUUCUAGUACUUCUGAAGUUAAUCCCUUUUCCUUUAAUACAAUUUACAUAUUUGAUUUGAAAAAUAAAUUAAAAAAAUGGCUGGAGGAGGAUUUGUUGUUGAAGGAAGAGGAAGGAAUUAUGAAGGAGGAGUGACUGGUUUCGUGAUAGUGACAUGUUUGGUGGCCGCCAUGGGAGGUCUUCUGUUCGGUUACGAUCUUGGAAUCUCAGGUGGGGUUACUUCAAUGCCAAGUUUCUUGGAUCAGUUUUUCCCAUCUGUUGUUAAGAAGAUGAAAAGUGCCCAUGAGAGCGAGUACUGUAAGUUUGACAGUGAACUCCUUACUUUGUUUACCUCUUCUCUUUACCUUGCUGCUCUCGUCGCUUCCUUCGCCGCUUCCGUCGUCACCCGUAAAUUUGGUCGGAAACCAUCCAUGUUCUUUGGAGGUCUUUCCUUCUUACUUGGUUCCAUUCUUAAUGGUGUUGCUAAUAGCAUUGCUCUCCUCAUCAUUGGUCGAUUGUUGCUUGGUGUUGGUGUUGGUUUUGCCAAUCAGUCUGUCCCCGUUUACCUUUCUGAAAUGGCACCAGCCAAAAUCAGAGGAGCUCUCAAUAUGGGCUUCCAAAUGGCCAUUACAAUCGGCAUCUUGGUGGCAAGUCUUGUCAAUGUCGGUACAGCCAAAAUCGAAGGCGGAUGGGGAUGGAGAGUCUCACUCGCUCUCGCCGCGGUCCCCGCCGUGAUGAUGACCAUCGGAGCCAUCUUCCUUCCUGAUACUCCCAACUCCAUUCUCGAAAGAGGAUUCACAGAGAAGGCCAAGACGAUGCUCCAAAAAGUUCGCGGUACCGAUAAUGUGGAAGAAGAGUUCCAAGACCUUAUGUAUGCAAGUGAAGCUGCAAAGAAAGUAGACCAUCCAUGGACCAACAUAUUGAAGCCACAAUACAGACCCCAACUCGUGAUGUGCACCAUAAUCCCAUUCUUCCAACAACUCACCGGCAUUAACGUUAUCAUGUUCUACGCUCCUGUUCUAUUCAUGACUCUAGGAUUCGGCGACGACGCAUCUCUAAUCUCGGCCGUCAUCAGCGGUGGUGUCAACGUCCUUGCAACCUUAGUUUCCAUCUUCACAGUGGACAAAUUCGGACGCAGAAUCUUGUUCCUCGAAGGUGGAAUACAGAUGUUCAUCUGCCAAAUCCUAGUGGGAACCCUAAUCGGAGUGAAAUUUGGACUGAAUGGAGAAGGAACUCUAUCAAAAUUCGACGCAAACCUGAUUCUAUUCCUGGUGUGCACAUACGUAUCGGCAUUCGCUUGGUCUUGGGGACCAUUGGGUUGGUUGGUACCAAGUGAAAUUUGCCCGCUGGAAAUUCGAUCAGCAGGACAGGCAAUAAACGUAUCAGUGAACAUGUUCUUCACGUUCAUCAUCGCACAAGUGUUCUUGGCGAUGCUUUGCCAUAUGAAAUUCGGACUGUUCUACUUCUUCGCAGGGUUUGUGUUGAUAAUGACGGUGUUUAUCUAUUUCUUCUUGCCGGAGACAAAGAAUGUGCCGAUUGAAGAAAUGAACAGAGUAUGGAAGGCACAUUGGUUUUGGGGGAAGUACAUUCCUGACGAGGCAGUCAUUGGCGGCCCUGUCGAGCAGCAUAACAACGAUGUUUGAAGAACAAAUCUAUAAACCUUCACCCAAAAAAAAAAAAAAAAAUGGAGAAGAACAAGAUAGUAUUUUAUUGAACCUAUUAGCCUCAUGUCUUUCUUUAUUUACAUUUAAUUUCUAUUUUGUUGAGGUCCUAGCUCUUGUUUUUCUCCUUGUACAUUUCUACUUUUAUUUGUAAAUUAAUUUAUAAUUAUAUUAUAUAUUUAUCUAGUUAA